Diplodia corticola is the source of this 1863-nucleotide messenger RNA. RefSeq names its product ubiquitin carboxyl-terminal hydrolase. The record is from RefSeq and is a predicted model, not a curated record. Bases 1 to 1863 code for a protein of 620 amino acids. Gene Ontology annotation, biological process: protein deubiquitination. Gene Ontology annotation, cellular component: cytosol; nucleus. Gene Ontology annotation, molecular function: cysteine-type deubiquitinase activity; cysteine-type endopeptidase activity. The transcript has a single exon. Lineage: Eukaryota; Fungi; Ascomycota; Dothideomycetes; Botryosphaeriales; Botryosphaeriaceae.
AUGCCGGACAAGCCGCUGACCAUUGCGACCUACGCCGCUGGAGCCUCUCUGGCGGCCAUCACCCUCGUUUACGUCUUUGGCCCGACCUUCUUCCUUGACGACGAUGCCGCCAACUCCGCGCGCAAGAAGGGCGUUGUCGGCCUCAGCAACCCUGCAAAUGACUGCUUUAUAAAUUCCGUCCUCCAGACCCUCGCUGGCCUGCCGCACCUGCGCCUGUAUCUGAUCCGCGAGAUCCAUCGCCGCGCGCUCGACGGGCUCGACGUCUACAAGGUCCCGGAGAAUGACAAGGACUCCGAGGCAGCCCAGAAAGACAUGGGCGCGGUGAAGCUGGACGGGCUGCAGCAGGGCAUCGUCACCCAUGCCUUGAAGGACGUGCUGGACAGGCUGAACGAACGCCCAAUCUACCGCAAGACCAUAUCGGCGCAAACUUUUGUCGGCGCGCUUGAGCGCGCUUUCAUGUCGCGCAUCAGCAGGCAGCAGCAGGAUGCCCAGGAGUUUCUCCAGCUCGUGACCGAGCGAGUCUCCGAGGAGUAUCAUGCGGGCCACAAAGCGCGGAGACGAGCACGGAGGCAGCGGGCGGCCCUGUUCAGGGCGGACGAGCCGGAAAAGGAGAGCGCCGAUCUCAGAAAGGAGCUCCUCAAGCAGAAAACGGGUUCCGCCGCGGACGUGGACGAGGAAUCGGAUCCCGAGGAACAGGACGACGAGGACGGCUUCCCUUUCGAAGGCCAACUGGAGUCUCAGAUUGAGUGCCUUACUUGCCACUUCAAGCCGAAGCCCUCGGUCUCCAGCUUCGUCACUUUGACCUUGAACGUGCCCCACCAGUCCUCGGCCACUCUGAACCAAUGCUUCGACGGCAUGCUCAAGAUUGAACAUAUCGAUGAUUUCAAAUGCGAGAAUUGCCGCCUGCAACAUGCUGUAGAACUCAAAGAGAAGGAACUGGGGAAGGCCGUCAAGGAUCGUGAGCGAGAACAGCUGGAGACGGACAUUGCAAAGCUGCGCAAGGCUUUGGAGGAAGAUCCGGAGAAGCCGCCGGCUGAUGUCGAGCUACCAGACAGCAGCUUAGCCCCCAAGAGGAGGAUCGCGCGGCACAUGCGCAUUUCCACUUUCCCCAAGGUUCUCGCUGUUCAUCUUUCAAGAUCGCUCUUCAUGGCCGGAAACUACGGCACCUAUUCGUCGAAGAACAUGGCAAAGGUCUCCUUUCCCGAAACGCUACCUCUUGGAGGAAUCCUGGAUCAGAGGAAGUACCAUUUACUAGGCGUCGUCACCCACAAGGGAGGCCACAACAGUGGGCACUAUGAGAGCUUCCGGCGCCAAAUUCAGAUUCCUCCCUACUCUACACCGCAUUCCUUUGGUACUGAGGGUGUCUAUAGUCUCAGCGGCAGCCCCAAUCCCAGCGCCAUGCCCAGCACAGUGCCCAGCACAGUGCAAAGCCCACGGCCUUCGGCGUGCAAGGACAUCGAACCCGCAGAGAUGCCCGAGUCUGCCCAUCUGCCCUCGCCCGCUUUCCCCGACGCAUCAUCGAUAUCGCUGUCUUCCAAGUCUUCGCGCUCCUCGAUGCGCCAACGUGUAGGCUUGACGUCUGCGCCUCGCGAUGACAACUCGUCGCUCAAGCAGGCGCGAUCAACAUCAUCGCCGGGGCAUUCUCCCUCAAAGCUGCACUCGAUGGGCGAAAGAGCGGCAACAAAGGCUGAGUCGAUUGCCAAGUCGGUGAAGCGGAGGACGAAGAAGCGCGAUAACAGAUGGUGGCGCAUAAGUGACGACAAAAUCAAGGAGAGCAAGACGAGUGACGUCCUGGGCAUGCAGAAGGAGGUUUACCUUCUGUUCUACGAGAUCGCGCGGCCCGACGAAGAGGACAACGUUUAA